This is a messenger RNA of Paramuricea clavata, 12079 nucleotides long. NCBI's taxonomy places the organism in Eukaryota, Metazoa, Cnidaria, Anthozoa, Malacalcyonacea, Plexauridae. The record is from the annotation of a GenBank genome assembly.
UUGUAGCAAGGCGUCGAACAAUGAUGGAUGGAAGAACGGCUAUCUUUGGACUUGUAGUGGCUGUAGUAGUAUGUUUCUGCCCUGGUGCCAGGUAAUGUAUGCAUGGAUAUACUGUGUAUAUUUAUACGAGUAUGUUUUGGAUCAUAUAAAAUGUUAAAGAGUGCCCGAGUCGUAUAUAGAUAGAGUUUAUACUGUGAUACCUCAAAAGAUUGCCCUGUGUGAUCCAACAGGAAUGAUUGGAUGAAACAGGCUGUAGUUGCAUGCAAGCUUGAGGUCAACAAAACUUUUGGGUAUAUAUUUAUAAACACUUUAUUAUAAUGAGAUUUUCAGUAACUCUCUUUACAAACGAAGUGUUAAGACUUGUGUUGCAAACAUUGGCAUAAUCUUAUUCAAAUACAAUCAAUUUUGUGUAGUGUCUGCGGGAAGCACACGAAAGAUUAUUCUUUAGAUAAACCAUGCAGAUCUUCAGGCAUCACGGCUCAAAUAUAAUGGCGGGCUUGAGCAAACCAUGUUUUUGUAAACACGGAUGUCACCCGAAAACUGGUAUACUACUAAUUUUGGCGGCAUUUUGCAUCGUAUAGCGUAUAGCGCUCGUGCAAGAAGCAAAAAACUUUAAAAAUCUUAUGUGUUGAAGAUUAUAUACCACAAACCGACAAAACACAAUUUUUAAACACAAUCUGACGUCGGUGUUUACAAAAACGUCCCUUGUUUAAGCUCGCUAAUAGACAGAUUUAGAUCGAGGACGCGGACGUCAAAGACGACGUGAAAAUGGCGUCAAAAUGGCGUGGCAUAUCAUGCAUACAUGGGCACAACACGCCAUUUUCACGUCGUCUUUGACGUCCUCGUCCUCGAUCUAAAUCUGUCUAUUAGUGUUCCAAAAUAAUAAACAGUUAUCUAAACCAGUGUACUUGCAUGACGAACGUAUAUAGGCAUGCAGUUUUAAAUAUUUAAAACAAAUACUAAUAAUAUUUCAAUCGGUGCAAACGUGCAUGUACUACUGUAUAUAAGUAAAAAGUAUCUUACUGGACAAAAUGAGAAAUAUUUUAAUGUUAUUGUGAACGAUAGAUCAGGCUUAAAGCAUCAUCCAAGCGAUAAAAAUCAAUUGAAUGUGUGUUAACUCUUUGAAGCCCACGCAUUAAACUCAGAAUAUUAGCUACACCUGAUGCAAUUAAGUUCAAAACGCCACAAUUGGACUUCUCAUGUCUGAAAUUUACGGUACCGACUCCUCAAACAGCCUGUGUAAGCAGUUGUUAUCACCUUGUUACAAAGUUGAUGACGGUAAAAGACUUGCUACAAGUUGUUCCAACAAGACUAAUGCAGGCUGUCCUUUAUACAAGUCGCUACGAGUUUGUUGUCAUCAACUUGUCAACAACUUGUUACGUGCAGACGAUAUCAGACUUGUUUGAACAACUUGUUGCGAGUCUGUUGGUCUCAACAACCUUGUUACAAGAUGAUACUGUAAUAACUUAUUUCACACUGGUCAAAAACUCAUGGAAAUUAUACUAGCAGUGCGAACACAUCUUGUUGACGAGCAUGCAGUAAGAUGUUUACGCCUGUAUUAUGGCUUUGCUCGAGUCCUAUGACGGAUAUAUAAAGUAAUCAAUCGCUGGUUAUGUACAAGUGAGCAUAUCUACUUUUUUCAUGGGUUGUGCGCUGACUUUUAGUGUAUAAUACGGUUAUAAGAUUCUACCUUAGUGAAUAAAAAAUCAAAUCUCUAUUAAUAUAUACAAGCUGCGUCACUUAAAAUGGCUACCCCUGUCCGUGCGAACUAAAUAAAAAACCGUUUUGAGGUGGGUUAUCUUCAAAUUAUAUGACUGAUAUACCUGAUAGGAUAACGAUAACGAUUGGAUAGCGGAUAGCGAUUGGUUCUUUUGUUUAUCAUGGAAAACUGUGAAGAUAAAAUCGAAAAGUUGUAAAUAUUUAAGUGAGUCACGUCUCGUACCUGUUGCGUGCGGCGACCGUAAAGAUUUUAGAAAAAUUAACAAUGAAGUUUCGUUUGGUUAAAUUUGCAUAAGAAAUUAAAAAGAGUUUGUCUUUCUAUCUAUCUAUCUAUCUAUCUGUCAGAAUAGCCCGGCAAAGCAGGAUAGAUAGAUUUAUUUAAACUUAAAAGCAAGUGUACAAGUUAGUUAAAAGUUAGAUCGACAGCAACCGUAAAAAAAAUUUAGUUCGAUUCAAUUACGUAUUCACAUGCAUUAGCCAUUACAAUGGACCAUUUGCAUUAUAGACUAUAUAAAUUUUGAUCUACACAAAAAUUUCAUCACAGCUUGAAAGAGCAUCACAAAAUUAGUAAUAUUCCAAAGUUUCGUUGCGAAAUGUUGUAAAAUGCGGAUAAUAUAGCCUUGCGAAAUUUGCAAUUUUCAGUCAUUUUAGAUUACAAACGGGAAAUUGAUGCCCCAACACCCGAUUGGACUGUCAAUUUCCCGUGCGUAAUACAAAAUGACUGAAAAACGGCAAACUUCGCAUGGCUAUAUUAUCCGCAUUUUACAACAUUUCGCAACGAAACUUUGGAAUAUUACUAACUUUGGUGAUGCUCUUUCAAGCUGUGAUGAAAUUUUUGUCUAGAUCAAAAUUUAGUCUAUAAUGCAAAUGGUCCAUUAACAAAAUUAUUCUUAAAUCUAUUUGUCUUAAAAUUAGGAAUUUGAAACAUUCUUCUUCCUCGCAGGCAUAUUUCUGAAGAGUUCACUGGAGGCAAUAUGUCAUGUUUGUUCUCAGGAUCGUUGACUAUACGUUUUUAAAACGUUUGUUAGUUAAGACUUAAGUUCUGUAUUCUUGCAGCCAAGGUAGCGGGACCCAAAAACAGAAUGCGUAAUUAUAACCCAAUUUAGAUUCGCUGGUAUACAGUCUUCGAGAGCGCCGGCCUCUAAUUUGUAUUAGGUUCGGAACAUAAUAAGAACGUUUGAAGUAUAAUUGGUUGACGUGCAGACACGCAUCUGGCGAUGUUGCAUUUUCCUUGUGAACUCUGCGCCAAGCUGUCCGAAUAUUAUCAUCAUUUUCUCUCAGAAAUCGCCAUUAUUCGGUCGAUUUCAGGUCACCGUUCAACGCGAGCAUUCCAAAGUUUGUUGCAAACAUGGCAAAUAAAUUUCCGAGUUCAGAAAUUGGGCGUAAAGUUUGCAACGAAGUUCGCAAGUUCAUAAUUACAAAGUUUGAACUUCUAGUGUAACAAUUAUUGACAGUUCAAGUUGAAAUGAACAAUUCAAUAAAAAGUUCUUUGUCCAGUGGUCUAUACCUAUUUCGUUGAAUUGGUUAUUAUUAUAGAGCUAUGAACAAAUGCUUACAAAAAGUUCAAACAGUGAAAUGUACUUGCGAACUUCGUUGCGAAGUUCACGCCCAAUUUUUGAAAACUUGGAAAAGUAAUUGGUAAGUUCGCAACGAACUUGGGAUCCGUGCGUUGAAAAGUCACUUGAAGUCGACAUUAAAACGCAAUGUUUAUUGUAGUUGCAUAUAUACAGGGUGUCCCAAAAAUCUCCAAAACUAUUGAAAAUAACGUAUUGUUAGAAUUUGAAUGCCCUAGCACUAAGCUGAAUGCAAAGAUGCGUAAAAUAUUGACAGGGUGCAUAUAUUAAACAUUGACUUAUUAAGAAAUUAAAAUAUCUUUGUAAAGCGCACGAUUUUCUGCUCUUGGGAAUUUAAAGCAGCUUCUUAAACGGUUUCUUUAUGCAUAAAAUUUACUUACGUCAAGCUUUGAUGCACGUGUGGGUUCAGGCUGAGGCAUUCAAAUUCUAACAACACGCUAUUUCAAUAGUUUGGGUUUUUUUGGGACACCCUAUAUAUAAAAAGAGAAUUUUACAAAAUGACAGUAUAUACAACGUAUCCAUUUCAGAGCGAAGAUAAAUACGACGACGAGUAGUUUGGAUCCGUUUGACAUACUCACCAAGGGCUACAACAAGAAGCUAAGACCGAAUUACAGCGGUGAGUAUAGCCUGCUCCGCAGAUAACUUUGCAUGUGAGGAACUAUAAUAGGUCAAAACUUGCCAAAAGUGUUCUUUAUUAACUUCAUAUUCAAUAUAAAUUUGCAUUGAAAACUCGUAUAAUUUUAUUUCAACCCUUGCACGUUACGUCACAACACGUCACUGGAUCAGUGAUCUCUAUAUAAUAUACAUCUGGAGCAAUGAAGCCAAGAAUCAAGAUGGCGGAAAUUGAAGUCCAAUGGCUAUAAAGGCCGUAAACAGUUUUAAUACCAUUCCCCCUCCUCCCCACCUAAUUCCAGAUUUUUCAAAGAACCGUAUGUCAAAAUACGCACACUCCUUGCCAGCUUCUCGUGUUAACCGCCCAGUUAUCAGUUUACUAAAAAAUUCACUUACAUAACGUUGCUCGUUUUUGUAUAGUUAUACUCCCAAUUCAUUUGAUUAUCACAUACAAUCAGCAUGAAUUCUUCUCAAAAUUUUCCUAAAAACACAACAAAAUUACACUGUGAAAGCAAAUUGGCUAAAAUAACCUUUUUUGCCAUAUAAACAAGCUUGCCUCUGAUGUAUUUAGUACAUUUGCACAUACAGAGCUGUCAAUCUCAUCUGACUUUGGCUGAAUGUUAUGGUUUGCCAGGGAUGGAUUUACUGGGGGUGGGAUGCACCCCCCCUAGCCUUGGCCAGAGGGGGUGCAGGGGGAAGGUGCUAUUUUUCAUGAUAAAGCAAAAAAAAUAUUAGAGACAAAAUGAGAUACAGUAAUUUGAGUAAUAACAUGAUGAUAAGCAAACUGUGAACAACAAUUACAAUUCAAAUACAGUAGUCAAGCAAGACUUUGUAGUAUAGUCACGUAAGUUGAUGGGCGGGCGGCACACAUGACCGACACAACUCGGCACCAAAGCUGGCAGAGCACCCCACCCCCCUACCAGAUCAUGCUGGAUCCAUCCCUGGUGUAUGUAAUGCCAAUAAACUAUACCUGAAAAAUACAAGGAGAAAUUCGAGCGACUAACGUCUCGACAAAGUGCCUUCGCUCGAAACGUCGAAGUUCUCCUUGUAUUUUACAGGUAGUUGUAUCACUACCAUUCCGAAGCUUUCUUAUAUCUAUAAUAAACUUAUUCAUACUUCAAUUACUUGUUUCGUUCCAUAUCAACAGGUCAUGCAGUUAAAGUUCUCGCCAGUUCUUAUAUCGUCGCUUUGGACAAUGUCAAUGAUGUGAAGUCGGUAAGAUCAUGUGAUUAAAUUAUCAUGAAUGAAAAGAUAGUAUUUAUUGGACCUUAUAAGAUGCAAGAUAGCGUAUAGUUAUCAUUGAAAUCAUGACAAACAAUUAUGAAUUAAUCAAGAGAGAAGUAUGUAGAAACAUGAACUGAGAUGAAGGGCCUUCGCUCGAAACGUCUUGUAUUAAUAAUCCAGGAGUAAAUUAGCCAACCUUUAUUUUGCUCACAUGAUAAUACUCGAUACAUAGAUAUAGGAGAUCUAGAUUGCUAACGCAUACCUAGCGCAGGUGGGGCCUACAUGAUAAAUCCAAGAUGGCGGUACAACAGGGCAAAAAGACUAUAAAUUGUAUUACGAAAAUGAGGAUUUUUGCAAUUUUUGCCGUCGCAUUGUUUUGAAACUUAUUCGGUCAAAUUUUAUGGUAAAGAGAAACUUACCGCGAAGAUUUUGAGCAUAUAUAUAAUUGAAUUGGAUGAAAACUCGCAAAAUUAUCCAGCGAUAAAAGUUCGUGUAUAGUAGUGAUAUAGUACUAUAUAUGUAACUUGUACAGUUUUGCUUUAAUUUUUGCUCACUAUUUGCAUAAAAAGCAAAUUAUAACAGACCAUAGAUGAUAGACCCUCAUCCAGUGCUCUCAUCAGUUUACUUCUCUAACAAGCAAGGGGGGGGGGGUACAUAACAGUUCAUUUUUCAUAAUUAUGAGGACAGAGCAGAUGAUGAUGAGAGAUGCAAGUAUAAAACACCAUUCACAAGGCUUGAUGUUAACAUAGCACAGUGUUUCUGGCAAUAAAACGCUCCAACUGACUAUUUCACACGAACUUUUAUCGCUGGAUAAUUUUGCGAUUUUUCAUCCAAUUCAAUCAUAUAUAUGCUCAAAAUCUUCGCGGUAAGUUUCUCUUUACCAUAAAAUUUGACCGAAUAAGUUUCAAAACAAUGCGACGGCAAAAAAUGCAAAAAUCCUGAUUUUCGUAAUAGAAUCUAUAGUCUUUUUGCCCUGUUGUACCGCCAUCUUGGAUUUAUCAUGUAGGCCCCGCCUGCGCUAGGUAUGCGUUAGCAAUCUAGAUCUCCUAUAUCUAUGACUCGAUACAUAUCUUUGCAUGACAAGCGCUGGUCAAAUGUGAUCAUUUCUACGUAUCUUUGCAUGACAAGCGCUGGCCAAAUGUGAUCAUUUCUACAUAUCUUUGCAUGACAAGCGCUGGUCAAAUGUGAUCAUUUCUUUAUGUUUCCUCUCUCGCUAUAUGCAGGAUUUUACAGUAAAGAUGUAUUUCUCGCAAUAUUGGAACGACAGUAGGCUGAUAUUUGGAGACGAGCUGCAAGGUCUGGAACACAAAGGUUAUCUGAGAGUUGUGGGUGAGGACAUGAAAGACAUCUGGACGCCCGACACUUAUGUUGAGAAUGAAGAAAAUAUCGGAGGUCAUAAAAUAUUCUCCAGUGUGAAAAUAACUCGCCAUGGAGAGGUCCACAUGAGCAAGAGGUAACACUAAAAGAUGCAGGGGAACUCGUGUAUAAGACUAGAAUUAGGAGUCCGCCCCCCCUUUUCUUCAGAACUAAUUUUGUCAUUCUUUCAAAACUGAGAAACUGGGGGGGGGGGGCGUAACCGCUUAACUGAUCUUUUCAUAUAUGAAUAAAAUAUACCAAAUCUGUGGUUUUUACAUUAUCAUAAAACGUAUCUGAAAUGCACAAAAUAGAGUUUCGUAGACUCUGAACAUAGAAAAUAUUUUCCGAGGGAACAAUGCCCACGAUGGUCGGACGAUAAGACCGCCCCCCCCCCAAUUUGUUUGGGGCUGGCUACGCGGCUGCCUCCGCCCGCCAAUUAAUGUUAUAGAACACCUUUGAGUGUUAAUUUUGCCUAAAAAUAUUUUAUUGGUUUCAAUGAAAGCAUUAGACUAAUUCUAAUAUCUGACCAAGUUUGAACGAAAAAUGUUGAAAACUCGCAGAGUUAUUUAAUAAAAUACAUUUCGCUGCAAUAAGAAAAACAUUGAAAAUGUAAUAUUCAUAUUCAAUUUUCUCCCGAAACAUGUUACGGUAAUUACUGAUUUUCAAACGAGUUGUGCUCCUGCGGGUUUUAACCAAUUUUUCUCAAAUUUUCACAGGACAUAGCUAAGUACGUUAGUUUCAAAAUGGUGUUCGGCUUUUUUUAAUUUCGGAUAUUUUAAAAAUAAAGAGCAAUUCACUCAAACAAUUCAGAAAUAUAUUGCAGUCGUCAAAGAAAUCGCCAUAUCAGCGGAAUGACGAAAUAAACAAAAAUUUCCGAACACAAUUUUUUAGAACAACUAUUUUACUGUAUAUAAAUGAUAUUUUCAUAAAUAUAACUUAAAACCAGCAGGAGCACAACUCAAAAGCGUAACGGUACCGCGAUUUAAGAUUUUCCUGAAUAAUGCUUACAUUAUUUUAUUGUUUGUUAAUUUUACAACUUUACCAUAUUUUGCAUGCACUGGAGAACAUUUGGUGAAAAUUUGAUGAAAAUCGGACUGAUAUUGAGCGCGCAGUAGCGAUUUUCCGCAAAACGCCAAAAACGGUGUCCUGCAGUAACCUUAAGUUAUGUACCUGCAGACAUAAAUUAUACAAUGGGUUAACUACGCAUUCUGUUCACCCUUCUUGGCAAAGUAAGACAAACUUUUGAUAAGUUCUUGUCCAAUUUUCAAUCAAAUUUAACCAAAAUUUAAUCAAUUUGUCCUUGGGCAAUGUCCAUUUCUCUCACAAAGUUUCGUACUAAUACGUUUGAUAGUUUACGAGUUAUUGUGCUGGCAGACACACACAUCAUAGUACACAAGUCUUGUUCCAGUGCCUCAUAUCCUGAGUGUACAGGAUGUUAUAUACUUUUCGGAGUGAAUAACGUUUACAGUUUAAGCUUAACUUACUUCUCUACUCAUUUCUAUGCAACUCUAUUUGUUUAGAUUAACAAUAAAAGCUAACUGUCCCACAAUGAAUCUCAAGUUAUUCCCGCAUGAUGUGCAGACCUGUGAUUUACUUCAGACAAGUUGUAUGUAUCCAGUAAACUAGCUUUAUUUACACUGAAUGAUAGAUCUUUUAGUUCUAAAAGGUCCAUUCCUUUACUGGUCCACCGCCCAGAGUUACUACACCAGGAAACCUAAACUAAACUAACUUUAUUUAUACUGGAUACUCUAUCAGUUCUAAAUUGUUCUCUCUAGAGGUCCAGUAAGGAUCAUCUCUUAUUAAUCCAGUGUUACUACAGGAGGAAACCUAACCUAAACUAAUUUUAUUUAUACUGGAUAGCUCAAUCAGUUCUAAACUGUUCUUCCUAGAGGUCCAGUAAGGAUCAUCUCUUAUUGAUCAGUGUUACUACAGGAGGAAACCUAAACUAACUUUUGUUUAUACUGGAUAGUUCUAUCAGUUCUAAACUAUUUCCCUAUAGAGGUCCAGUAAGGGUUAUCUCUUAUUGACCCAGUGCUACUACAGCUCCAUCAGUUCUAAACUGUUCUCCCCAGUUCUUUGUUGUUUUAGUGCAGGAGGAAAAAUAAACUAAAUCCUUUUCCUAGAUGCAUUUCCAAACACCGAGCUUACAUAUGCUUGGAAAUCAGAGAACGCUGUGAUAGUAGGAGAGAGUUCAAUAGCAACGCAAUACAUACUGGAUAAAGCCAUCACGAGCAUUGAAGAUGUAUAUUUUAAAUCCACCAGUAAGUAAAACUCUAGCUUGAGUAACAAAGUGGUAAGAGGCCGGCAUAUUCUUCAGCAUGGAAGGCAUUCUGUUGUAGUUUCAUUCAAUAAACAUAGCGAGGGUGAUGUAUUAUUUAAAAUCAUAUAAAUAAGCAUUAUACUAAAUUGCAAAUCGUCUUAAUUUGGUUCUAGAUGCAACCUGGACAUAUCUGAAGUUAAAAUUUGUUCUUCGACGUAAAAUAGCGUACUACAUUAUCAGAAUAUAUCUUCCUGCAAUCCUGGUGACUCUGACGUCAUGGAUUUCAUUCUGGGUGGACCCUACCGCUAUCCCAGGUACGUUAUGUGGCAAACACUGGAGCAAUAAGGGACGACCCAGAUGUCUAGGGAUAGUUUAGAACUGUUAGAGCUAUCCAGUAUAAGUUAUAGGUUAGUUUAGGUUUCUUAAUGUAGUAGUAACUGUAGUCCUGUAGUAACACUGGAUCAAUACGAGAUGAUCCUUACUGGACCUCUAGGAAGAACAAUUUAGAACUGAUAAAAUUAUCCAGUAUAAAUAAAGUUAGUUUAGUUUAGCUUUCCUCCUGUAGUAACACUGGAUCAAUAAGAGAUGAUCCUUACUGGACCUCUAGGAAGAACAGUUUAGAACUGAUAGAGCUAUCCAGUUUAAAUAGAGUUAGUUUAGUUUAUGUUUCCUCCUGUUACACUGGAUCAGUAAGAGAUGAUCCUUACUGGACCUCUAGGAAGAACAGUUUAUAACUGAUAGAACUAUCCAGUGUAAAUAAAGUUAGUUUGGUUUAGUUUUCCUCCUGUAGUAACACUGGAUCAAUAAGAGAUGAUCCUUACUGGACCUCUAGGAAGAACAAUUUAGAACUUAUAGAGCUAUCCAGUGUAAAUAAAGUUAGUUUGGUUUAGGUUUCCUCCUGUAGUAACACUGGAUCAAUAAGAGAUGAUCCUUACUGGACCUCUAGGGAGAACAGUUUAGAAUUGAUCAAUAGAGCUAGAUCCAGUCUAAAUAAAGUUAGUUUAGUUUAGGUUUCCUUCUAUGAUCUUUACUGGACCUUGUUUUAUGUUACUAUAAUGAAUGUAUGUUUGUUUUCCAGCUCGUCUAUCUCUGUGUGUGAUCACAGUGUUGGCAAUGACUACAUUGUCCUAUAGUUCUCAGUCAAUGGUACCAAGUGUUCCCUACGUCAAGGCUGUUGAUGUUUAUCUCAUCAUUUCAUUCUUUUUCGUCUUCGGUUCACUUCUCGAGUAUGCCUGCUUGCUCAAUAUACGACUACGGUGUGUGGGUCAACGUGCACAUAAACAAAAGGUAAGCUCUCAGAAAAUACUUCUACAGGGUUGUCAAGCAUUGGCACAGAAUACAGACACACAGAAGGUCGACUCAGCCAAAAAAUGUAACCACUGGUCCACUGCCAUAUGAAUCAUUGCGAAUCAUGACAUGACCCAUGUCACAGAAUAGGAAGUUAUAGCAGAAGUGUAACUCUAGACGUUUUCCUUAUUGUUUGACGUCCACGAAAAUUUUAACUCGCUCACGCCAAUCCACGCCAUCCUGGCUAGUACAGCCGGAAGUUUUUAUCAGGUUUUGGUAGGUACAAAGUGCCGGUUGUACUAGCCAGGAUGGCGUGAUUGAUGACGAAUCGCUUGUAAAAACGCGGACAAAUACUUGCUUGAGUUACGCUUCUGCUAUACCUUCCUAUUCUGUGCCAUGGUGCUAGCCAGUGUGCUUAUGAGAGGCAUUCACCCCCUGGACGUCUGCCAUUUUGAACAUUUUCAGGGGGGUGAAUGCCACUCAAUAAGUGCACUGGCUAGAAAAAUGGCAUCAGCAUUUCAACGGUUACGCCAAAAUCAUAGACAAAACUAAGAAAUCAGCCUUCUCAUUUCAUUUUAUUUGCCAAUAUAUGGAAAAGUUAAUAUUUACAAUCUUCAAAGUAUACAAUAUGACGGGCUAGGAGCCUUUGUGAAACCCUUUCAGGCUUUUUGUUCAAAGGCCCCUAGUUCUAUAUUAAAAUAACUGUUUUAUACAGUAAGUUAAUCAUGUAAAUGUCAAAAGAAUAUAGGAAUAUUUACAAAUAAAGUAUGGAGUAAGGAAAAAUUUAAGCUAAAAGUAAUAAUGAGCUAAUUGUACAAAAUUCUGUGUCUUGUCAAAAAAAUUGGGAAACCCCAAAUAUUGUUUGUCUGUACAGGUUGGCAAUUUCAGCACUUGUAUGCGGUUGGUCUGCGAUCUAUUGUAACAGUUGUAUGUAAUACUGUAGCUAAUAAUAGCCAUCAUGGCGGUCAGAAAACCAAAAACUUGUCAUAGAAAGUUUGUUGCACAUGCACAGGUGCAAUUGAUAAAAAAAAACUUGCCAUACGAAAACUUGCUCGUCUGUAACUGGCUUUAGGAAGCCAUAAAGUGGCGUAGUUUUUCCAAAUUUGUUCAUCCGUAAAUAAAUUGAAACAUUUGUACCACAGGGGAAGGCAGAAGAGAUUCCGCUGACUAACAAAGAGCAAAAUGACGGAAUUGCUGAGUUGGAGAAUGGCAAGGAAAAGGGAUGUAAUGGCAAGGAAAAUGUACAGGAAUCAAGUGGAAAUGCGGGUUAUUUCUCAACAUGGACACUGGACACUUUUAGUUCUGUUCUAUUUCCUGCUGCUUAUGUUUUCUUUCAUUUCGUCUUCUAUUUAGUUAUAUUAGCUUGAUUCCAAGGAAUUGAUAGUAAGCACAAAAUAAUAUAUAUAAUAUAUAAAUCCUCAAUUGAACAGUGCAAGACAUUAUGCACAAGAGCAGAUUUUCAUUUAUUUAAAAGGAGGGGUAGAAAAAUUUCUGGUUGGGUGCAAGCGGCACCACUCAGUGAGCUUCGACAGGGGUUAGGCAUUUGGGUUAAAGAAUUUCACACAAAAUAGGAGGGAUGAAGCAAAAUUUUGGUGGGGUUGAACACUUUACUACAGGGGUUAGAAAAAUUCUAGGGGGGUUUAACCCCCCCCCCCCUCCCCCCAGUAAAUCCACCCAUAAUUAUGCAAAAUACUGGAGGUGCAAAUUUUGGUUUGAAGUUUAUUCGAAAACAUUUUGCUGCUGGAAAUGUGUUUACAAUCUGAGGCAUUCGAAAUGGUGAAUAAUCACAGUAUUUUGAUGACAGAUUAUUGCAAAUAAUGGCAUGGUUACGCUUUUUUGGUUGAGUCGGCCUUCUGGCCGUAGGAGUAGAAAGGCCCGUUAAAUUUCUGUCACCUUUUAAAAGGAAGAAUAAUAGAAUUAUAUAUUUAGCAAACUGUUAUCAUUGAGGAUUUGUCCGCUUUUUGAAAGCUUUCUAGUAUCGAAUUAUAUAAUUAUCCUAGUUAUUUGUAGCUUUUAAAUACUUACUAGUAAAGAUAUAUAAAGAAAU